AUGGAGCGGCUCAGUUCGACUUCCAUGGGAGAUUGCUCUGAGAAGCUUGAAAUUGACCAUGCCACCUUCUGCUUUCAUCACGAAGGACCGACGGGUCUGACGUUUCACGAGUGCUAUACCCUCGACUCCAAGUUGGAUUCGUUUCGCAGCACGUACCAGUGUACGCAUAAGGAUACCGAUGAAGUGCGAUCGGUCAAGGUCAUUAGUCGCAGCAGUAUUGAUAAGGCUGCGUUCCUGAAGAAGGUCAAGAGUUUGAAGGAGGUUAUCAACCAUCCAAACUUGGUACAUAUAUUCGAAUCAUUCCAAUGCGAAAGAUACUUUUACCUCGUUACAGAGAGCAUGGCACACGACAACCUCUACGAAGCUGUGUCAAGGCGUCACAAGGCCGGAGAACCAUUUGGAAAACCGCAAGUUGCGCAAAUUCUCCUGACACUAGUGGAAUGCCUCAAUGUUUGCCAUGCCAAGGGUAUCAUUCACGGCGCCGUGCAUCCAUCCAAUAUUCUGCUGCCCCACGGGCAAAGUUAUGACAACCUACUUCUCGUGAAUUUCUUUGACCAUGCCAUCAAGGUGCCUCGAACUGCAAGUGAUGGCACUGAGAUUGUUACUCAGCAGAAACGAGCCAAGUCAAAUUUUGCUGCUCCAGAGGCUGGAAUUCCUAGCCAAGCCAGCGAUAAAUUGGAUGUGUAUCCUUGUGGUGUCAUUGCGUAUAUCCUCUUGACAGGGCGAACGAUUUGUCGCAGUCGACAAGAACCCAUUAGUUGGGAUGGAUUGGACGAUGACGACAAAAAUGUUCGAAAGGGCAUUGAGGAACUUUUGGCCUACGAUCCAGCAGAUCGUCCAACAGCCUACGACGCGUUCAAUGCAGACUGGUUGCGAGAGGCCCGUUCGUUCGAGGCGGAUCUUCAUCCGGUAGUCUUGGGGGCCGUCCAUAGCUUGCGCCAGUUCAACAAACAGCAUAAGUUUCAGCAAGCCAUUCGUGCUUACAUCUCCUCGCAUCUCCUUCGGGAAAAGUUUGACAGAGAGAUGCUGGAUACGAUGUUUCGAGCGUGGGAUCAAAACAUUGAUGGCAAGCUAUCCAGAGACGAGUUUCCGGGUUCAGAUCAACUCUUUGACAGUCUUGAUAUUGAUGGCAAUGGUUUUCUGGACUAUUCCGAGUUCUUGACUCUGCAAACCCACAUUGAAAUGUGCGAUGACGACGAGUACAAGUUAAGGGCUGCAUUCAACGCUUGGGACACAGAUGGCAGUGGCUACAUUAGCUACAGAAACAUUCAAGAUGUUUUCAGCAUCAACGGAGAGUUUGCGGUCAAUGCUUCGACAGCGAGGGCAAUGAUCAAGAAUGCAGAUUUGGAUGGAGAUGGCAGAAUCAGCUAUUCAGAAUUCAAAGACAUGAUUAUGGGCUGA
Seminavis robusta is the source of this 1401-nucleotide messenger RNA. The record is from the annotation of a GenBank genome assembly. Lineage: Eukaryota; Bacillariophyta; Bacillariophyceae; Naviculales; Naviculaceae.